Molecule: messenger RNA, 3414 nt
Organism: Odocoileus virginianus texanus
Lineage: Eukaryota; Metazoa; Chordata; Mammalia; Artiodactyla; Cervidae
Source: RefSeq, a predicted model, not a curated record
AAAAGAAAAAUCAGUCCAGCCGUGAAAAAAAAAUUAUAAUAGCACUUAAUGAGGAGAUGGGACUAUUAAACAACCAAGAAAGUGCUUGAGCUUCAAUUACUUGUUGGAAAUUGCCCAAUGGAGACUUAAAAUUAGUCUGGGAGAAAUAUAUAUAUAUUUGGAAGCAAAUUUUUGAAUUAUCUAAGGCACUGAUAAUGGAAGUGAAGAACGUUUGUAAGUGGAUAUCAGAAAGCUUUUAUCAACUGAUUUAAUGUUUUUGUGUCUGUGAUAGGCAUCUCCAAUGAAAAUUAUAAACUAUCCUUUAGUUCAUCCAAAUAUCAAAGUUCUUUUUAAAGAUUCUGGAAAGAAUGUCAAUGGCAGCUACCUGUUUCUAGCUUCCAUAUUUAACAAUAUGACAUUCACUUUUGGAAUUUAUGGAUACUAUUCUGAAUCACUAUUUCAAGGCAUUUUUACUUAGUAUUUAUAAGAUGUUUUAUAAUUAUAUCACCUCUUUUACAGGUCCAAAAGGCAGAUUAUUAAUAAAGAAUCUGCCAAGACCUAUAAAUUAUAUAUCCCCAUUUAAAAAAAACAAAAAUCUACCUUUAAUAGAAAAGGAAACAAAGACUACAAGGUAUCGUAAAUUAUGCAUAGAGGUUUACUAGUGGUGAGAUAUGAUCAGUCAUCUCUGCUUGCUUUUUAUAUACUGUAUAUAUUCCAGGACAGAAAAACCAAGAUUUUAUUAAUUUGUUCUCAUCAUGAUUAUGUCUCCUUUAAUCUUUCAAGGGAUUUCUUUGUUUUUAUAAAGCAAUGGGAAAUCCAGAAAACAUAGAGGAUGCAUACGUUGCUGUUAUUCGGCCAAAGAAUGCUGCCAGUCUCAAUUCUCGGGAAUACAGAGCUAAGUCAUAUGAAAUUUUGUUGCAUGAAGUUCCCAUUGAAGGACAGAAAAAAAAGAGAAAGAAGGUUUUGUUGGAAACUAAACUGCAAGGUAACAGUGAAAUAACACAAGGCAUAUUGGACUAUGUAGUAGAAACCACCAAACCAAUUUCUCCUGCAAACCAGGGUAUCAGAGGAAAACGAGUGGUCCUGAUGAAGACAUUUCCUCUGGAUGGGGAGAAGGUGGGCAGAGAAGCAGCGUUAUUUAUUGUUCCGUCAGUUGUUAAAGAUAAUACUAAAUAUACUUAUACUCCAGGAUGCCCAAUUUUUUACUGCUUACAAGAUAUUAUGCGAGUCUGUAGUGAAUCCAGCAGUCACUUUGCUACACUUACAGCAAGAAUGUUAAUAGCCUUGGAUAAGUGGCUAGAUGAACGUCACACACAGUCUCACUUUAUUCCAGCCUUAUUCCGACCUUCUCCUCUUGAGCGGAUAAAAACUAACGUUAUAAACCCUGCAUAUGCUACUGAAUCAGGUCAGGCAGAAAACUCACUACAUAUGGGCUACAGUGCACUAGAAAUAAAGAGUAAAAUGUUAGCCCUAGAGAAAGCAGAUACCUGUAUUUACAACCCUUUGUUUGGAUCAGAUCUUCAGUAUACAAACCGGGUAGAUAAAGUGGUAAUAAAUCCAUACUUUGGUCUCGGAGCUCCGGACUACUCGAAAAUCCAAAUUCCUAAACAGGAAAAAUGGCAGAGGAGCAUGAGCAGUGUCACCGAAGACAAGGAACGACAGUGGGUAGAUGAUUUUCCUCUCCAUCGAAGUGCCUGUGAAGGAGAUUCGGAAUUAUUAAACCGACUUCUCAAUGAAAGAUUUUCAGUCAACCAAUUAGAUAGUGACCACUGGGCACCCAUUCAUUAUGCAUGCUGGUAUGGAAAAGUUGAAGCCACUCGCAUAUUGUUAGAGAAAGGAAAGUGCAAUCCAAACCUUUUAAAUGGACAACUUAGUUCUCCUCUUCAUUUUGCUGCUGGAGGAGGACAUGCUGAAAUAGUACAGAUCCUCCUAAACCAUCCAGAAAUUGACAGACACAUAACAGACCAACAGGGAAGAUCUCCUUUAAAUAUUUGUGAAGAAAACAAACAAAAUAAUUGGGAAGAAGCUGCGAAGUUGUUGAAGGAAGCCAUUAACAAACCAUAUGAAAAAGUUCGGAUAUACAGGAUGGAUGGAUCAUACCGUUCUGUUGAACUGAAGCAUGGAAAUAAUACCACAGUGCAGCAGAUAAUGGAAGGAAUGCGUCUCUCUCAAGAAACACAGCAAUAUUUCACUAUUUGGAUCUGUUCAGAAAACCUCAGCCUUCAACUCAAGCCUUAUCAUAAACCAUUGCAACAUGUUCGUGACUGGCCAGAAAUACUUGCUGAAUUGACUAAUUUGGAUCCCCAAAGGGAAACACCACAGCUUUUCCUAAGAAGAGAUGUGAGACUUCCUUUGGAAGUUGAGAAAAAGAUUGAAGACCCACUGGCUAUUCUUAUUCUCUUUGAUGAAGCCAGAUACAAUUUAUUGAAGGGCUUUUAUACAGCUCCUGAUGCUAAACUGAUAACGUUGGCAAGUCUACUGUUGCAGAUAGUUUAUGGAAAUUAUGAGAGUAAGAAACACAAGCAAGGUUUCCUAAAUGAAGAAAAUCUCAAAUCUAUUGUACCUAUUACCAAAUUGAAAAGUAAGGCACCUCACUGGACAAACCGAAUACUUCAUGAAUACAAGAAUCUUAGUACAAGUGAAGGUGUCAGUAAAGAAAUGCAUCACCUACAGCGUAUGUUCUUACAGAAUUGUUGGGAAAUUCCUACAUAUGGUGCAGCUUUUUUCACAGGACAGAUAUUUACAAAGGCAAGCCCCAGUAAUCAUAAAGUCAUUCCUGUGUAUGUAGGUGUGAAUAUAAAAGGACUUCAUCUCCUCAACAUGGAAACUAAGGCUUUACUCAUCAGUCUUAAGUAUGGUUGCUUCAUGUGGCAGUUGGGAGAUGCUGAUUCAUGUUUUCAGAUCCAUAGUAUGGAAAAUAAAAUGAGCUUUAUAGUACAUACAAAACAGGCUGGCCUUGUGGUAAAACUACUAAUGAAGCUAAAUGGACAGUUAAUGCCCAUGGAAAGAAACUCGUGAGAGGGAAGCUGAUACUCAAGUCACCACAUUUUGUGAUGUAGAUUUUUUCCAUGAAAGAUUUCUUAAACUAUUACUUUUAACAAGGCAUUUAGUCUCGUGUAAUAUAUAUACAUAUACUAUUACAUUGUACAGAAUCUGUACUCAUGUUUGGUGUGUAAUAUACCAAUUAGUUUUAUAUAAUAUCCUUGUAAGUUAAUUUUUAAGAGAAACACACAAAAAUGUGUAGAUUGAUAGUCUGUAUAACAUUAGACAAAACAGUAAGCUUUAAAAAAAGUUAUUUUUGGUAAAUGAUAAAGAAUUUAGAGGGGACUAUGAUGAAAUUAAAAAUAUAGCUUUGCUAUAUCUAUGUGUGUGUCAUUUCAAAAUAUAUAGAAAGUCAUCAUAAUUUGAAUAAAGAAAAUAUGUUUUCUACUUAAA